AUGGGAUAUUACAUUUCUGGAAGUGCUAACAUUACGUGUCAGGCGUCUGGGGAAUGGAACAGUUCAACUCCUCUUUGCACCAAAUACAACUGCGGAAAUCUAGAGAUUCCAGCUGACGGAAGCAUAUACAACUCAUCAGGAACGGAAUACGGAGCAACUGCAUAUUUUUCAUGUAGAGAUGGAUAUUAUCUGACUGGUAGUCCAAACGCUACGUGCAACGCAACAGGCCAAUGGGAUAACCCCGAACCGAAUUGCACCAUAUACGACUGUUUUUCCUUGAACAACAUAACAAGUGGAUAUGUAGAUACUCCCGAUGGAACAACUUUUGGAGAAACAGCAACUUACGCAUGUUUUCCCGGAUAUGACCUCAUCGGAAAUGCUACUACGCAGUGUCUUCAUGGCGGAGAAUGGAGCUCCAAACCACCGAUCUGUGUCGUUAAAGAUUGUGGGAAUGUUACUUUACCUGUUAACGGUUUUGUGGACGAUACGAACGGAACAACCUUCGGCGAAAUCGUUAAAUACAGUUGUGCAACAGGGUACGAUCUGGCUGGAGACGCGUCUAGAAUAUGUGAAGCCGACGGGACCUGGAACUCUUCUGAUCCUAAGUGUGAAAUUCAUGAUUGCGGUAAUCCUGGAAGCGUGGAUAAUGGGAACGUGCAUGUCAAAAACGGCAGUACCUACCAGAGUUCUGCUUUGUAUACUUGCCGCAAUGGAUAUAUGAUUUCCGGCGACAAUGCGUACAGAAUGUGUACACCGACCGGCUGGGAAGAUCCGGCCCCUGAAUGUGUUAAGGAAGCUUGUCCUUCACCCCCAAUUACUAUGAACGGAACGAUUAUACUGUUGGACAACAGUACGUUGGUUGGAAGUAAAUACAAAGUCGCUUGCGAUCCAGGUCUUAUACCGAAACCAGGCGGUCCACGAACAUGCAAAACAAGUCUGGAGUGGACAGGUCGUAAUAUAACGUGUGAAAUACCUGAGUGUAUACCGCCAAUCCAGUACGGUGCAAAUAUAACGGUAAAUGGUUCACGACCUGGCGAUUUCGCAUUUUAUGAGUGUUUACCGGAUUUCAACAUGUCGACCACAGAUGCUUACCGGACAUGUUUGAUUACUGAGUUAUGGAGUGAUCCCGAGCCACUGUGUUUAGGGCGAGAUUGCGGCGAAGUGGAAACUAUAACAAACGGUUCUGUGUUGACCCCUAAUGGAACACGGCAUCCCUACAGUAUAUAUUACGUGUGUGACGAAGGCUUUAACAGUGUUGGAGACAGUAUUAGAACCUGUCAGGUUAACGGGUCGUGGGAUAAUUUGAAACCUAAUUGUAGCAUAGUGGAUUGCGGUCCACCUCCAACACCUGUAAACGGGUCUAUUGCGGAGCUCCUCGGCACUUCAUACGGCAACAAUAUACCUAACGGAAAUGUUUCUACACCUUCUGGGACAGCUUUCGGACAGAACGCAUCAUAUACUUGUAACGAAGGUUAUAAAUUAACUGGUGGUUCAACCAUCACAUGCAACGCAACAGGCCAAUGGAAUGGUCCGGUACCGAAAUGCACAAUAUACGAUUGUGGUGAACGUAACUUAACAAAUGGCAUCGUAAACACAUCCACCGGAACACAGUAUGAGGCAACUGCUUACUUCUCCUGUAAUGAUGGAUACUAUCUGAUGGGUAGUCCAGACGCUACUUGCAACGCAACAGGCCAAUGGGACAAUCCUUUACCGAAUUGCACAAUAUACGAUUGCGGUGAACCUUACUUAACAGACGGUGUCGUUAACACAUCCAGUGGAACACAGUAUGAGGCAACUGCUUACUUCUCCUGUAAUGAUGGAUACUAUCUGAUGGGUAGUCCAGACGCUACUUGUAACGCAACAGGCCAAUGGGACAAUCCUUUACCGAAUUGCACAAUAUACGAUUGCGGUGAACCUUACUUAACAGACGGUGUCGUUAACACAUCCAAUGGAACACAGUAUGAGGCAACUGCUUACUUCUCCUGUAAUGAUGGAUACUUAUUGACAGGUAGUCCAGACGCUACUUGUAACGCAACAGGCCAAUGGGAUAAUCCUUUACAUACAACUUGUUCUCUUGUUGACUGCUUCACACCUGAUGAAAUAUCUAAUGGAAAUGUUUUUACGUCUUCGAUGACAACAUUUGGACACAACGCUACAUAUACUUGCAGCGAGGGUUAUAACCUGACCGGAGCGCAUAUAAGAACAUGUCAAGGAAACGGAUCUUGGAGUUUUGAUACACCAUCGUGCUUGCUAGUUGAAUGCGGGGAUUUGCUCCCUCCGACAAAUGGAAACAUUGCUGUUUCCACUGGAACGACAUUUGGACAGCAAGCUGUAUAUUCGUGCCAACACGGUUACGACCUUAAUGGAGCCAACACUCGGACGUGCACCGCUAACGGCACCUGGAGUGGAUCACCACCGGGCUGUAUAGGUAUUGUAGCAAAUAUUGAUUAA
Messenger RNA from Mya arenaria, 2451 nucleotides. RefSeq names its product sushi, von Willebrand factor type A, EGF and pentraxin domain-containing protein 1-like. The coding region runs from base 1 to 2451 and encodes 816 amino acids. Lineage: Eukaryota; Metazoa; Mollusca; Bivalvia; Myida; Myidae. The record is from RefSeq and is a predicted model, not a curated record. The transcript is spliced from 5 exons.